UUUCUGCUGUGCAUGAGCUGCUUGACUGGGAGAUCUCUAGGCACCAUCUGCUUGCACCUCUUAUAAUGACUUGCGAGAAGUAAUGAUGCAGCUGGCAACCGGCAAUCAGUUCUUGGGGAGCGGCAUCUUUUUGUUGUAUCAUAUCAUCAGCCCAAGUUUUGCAUCACCAACUCAGCAUGUUUUAAAAAGAAGUGAAGUGGCACCCAGCAAACCUAAAAUGAAACUAGAAGAUAUAUCAGAAGCUCUGUUAAAUUUCUUCAACCCAGUGACUUGUCGCCCUAAAGAAGAUCAAGCAUUAGUUGCGUGCCCUGCAGGAGAGAAUAUUAACAAGACGACAUGCCUGGAAAAUAAAUGCUGUCAUUCCUCCAAAGGGAGGAGUGCCCUGAGUUGCUACAUCCCACUCCAAGAUGGUAAGUGUGCUUGUUCUCAAAGGAGGCUCCAAUUUAGCUCUCUAGAUCAUGCAUCAUUAAUGCAGCCUUGCAUCAAACCAACAGCACCCCAACAGACACUGCGACUGUUUGGCCUUGGAUUUGGAGGAGUGGUUAUUUUUGGAUGCCUUCCACUUUGCUGCUGUACUUAUUUGCAGAGAAGUUCUUGUACCAACCCUCUACGAAGACCAAACAAAGAAGUGGAGGAAAUUGUGAAGAAGCAGAGAGAGAGGCGUAAAAACAUUGGUAGUUUUUUACUGAAUUUGCUUAAAGAAGAUGCAGAGGAUCACAAGAGCAAGAAAAAAGAAAAUGAUGGUCAUUCAAUGGUGAUGCAAGUAUUGGUCCUGUUUCUGGAUAUUUACAUCAUUUGGUUUGUGUACGGUACCAUAGUUGCCAAGAUUUUGGUUCUUUUUCAGAAGGAGGCUGAACAGUUUUCUUUUUACCUCUCUGUUUCUACUGGUGAUUCUUAG
Alligator mississippiensis (American alligator) is the source of this 898-nucleotide messenger RNA. It is a transcript of the gene FMR1NB, whose product is annotated as FMR1 neighbor. Bases 83 to 898 code for a protein of 271 amino acids. The transcript has 7 exons. The record is from RefSeq and is a predicted model, not a curated record. Lineage: Eukaryota; Metazoa; Chordata; Crocodylia; Alligatoridae.